AUAUAUUAUAAUCGUCGCAACAGGCGGGUGAGAUAGCCAGCCAAAAGCUGCGUUCUGCUCUGUGUUUAAAUGGAAAUAUAGCUCCCUUCUCUCUCUCUCUCUUUUUUUUUAAAUAUAUAUUAUUGUUGUUGACGCGUCUACUGAGGAAUUCCCCGACUUUGCAGAGGCGAGUCCCGCAGAGAUGCACGUUCAAAACCAAGUGACGGGCAAGAAAGCUGCGUUCCGCUCGCAUCGCGGGAUUGAAGUUGGGGAUGGAGCGAACGGCCAGAGGCACGCGAUGAGGAGCCUUUUUCUGACAUUUUGAUUUUGUUAUUUCCUUUUUUUCCCCCUCCUUUUUAAAAAAAUUGUAUUUUUAUUGUAUUUUUGCAACGGCGCCGAUCUGCCACCCCGAGACGCGUGUUUGAGCUCCCCAAUCUCCGGGGGCGCAGCGCGUCAGCCUGCGCUGGCUGAUGGAGCUGCCUCUGUUCAACUUGGAUGCGCUUCUCUCCUUCGGUCUCAUCACUUAAGUUUGUAGCGAUUGCGUGAACUGAAAGCCGAUGGAGAAGGGAAGGAGGAAACGCGGCAACCAAUGUUCAUGGCUUCAAGGCGCGUCGGGGUCCAAUUAUUUACCCCUUCCUUCUUUCACGGUUAUGCAACAAAUUUCACCACCGAAUGACUUAAAACGAUAAGGAAAUCAAUAUUCGGGACUUUUUAAACGCUGAGGACGACUUCGGUUGUGAUUGUGUUUUGUGUUUUGGUUUCGAGAAGAAAGCGUUUGGAAUGUCGAGCCUGAUCAUGGGGGAGACACAGUGUUCGGGUUCUGGAGUUACAGGGAAGAAUUUGGAAAGUGCCGCUCACGUUUGAGGAUUACCAGGCGUUUCUUUAAAAACACAAAAACUGUUUUCCUUCUCCUGAACAACACAGACGUCCAGUUUGAUGUCCGAAAAGACUCUUAGGUUGCCAUGAGUGAGGAGGAGGAGGGCCCUGGUGUUGCAGCAUCAGCAUCCACGCAGUCAGCAGCGACAGCCGCCAGGACAGCACCAGCCGCAACCAAAGGCAGAGAUGGUGUCGUUUCGUCCUCGCCCCCCCGCAGGCCCUCUCCUCGCUACCGCGUCUAUCCCGAGGAAAAAGAGGAAGGGAAGGGCAUCAUUCAGGAAGAGAGGCUCGAAGAAGAAGAAAAGGAGCUGAAGGUGGUGGAGGAGCGUGAUGACGCCGACGACGAUGCUGACGACGGCAGCAGCGACACCAGUGUGCUAGUCGUGCCCCAUCCUGAGCUGGUUCCUGUGGUCUUCUUCUGUCUGAAGCAGACAACCUGCCCACGCAGUCUGUGCAUCCGCAUGGUCUGCAGCCCGUGGUUUGAGCGUGUGAGCAUGAUGGUGAUCCUGCUGAACUGCGUGACCCUGGGGAUGUACCAGCCCUGCGAGAACAUCGACUGCUCCUCAGACCGCUGCCAGAUAUUACAGGCGUUUGAUGCGUUCAUCUACAUCUUCUUUGCCAUGGAGAUGGUCAUAAAGAUGGUCGCUCUGGGAAUCUUCGGACGGCGCUGUUACCUUGGAGACACGUGGAACCGGCUGGAUUUCUUCAUCGUCAUGGCAGGGAUGGUUGAAUAUUCCCUGGAUUUGCAGAACAUCAACUUCACAGCCAUCAGGACGGUGAGGGUGCUGCGGCCUCUCAAGGCCAUCAACAGGGUGCCAAGCAUGCGUAUCCUGGUGAACCUGCUGCUCGACACGCUGCCCAUGCUGGGUAACGUGCUCCUCCUCUGCUUCUUCGUUUUCUUCAUCUUCGGCAUCAUCGGGGUGCAGCUGUGGGCGGGGCUGCUCAGGAACCGCUGCUACCCAGAGGAGAACUUCACACUGACUACGGGUAUCGGUCUCCCCCGACCUUACUACAUGGCCGACGAAGAUGACGAGCGGCCCUUCAUUUGCUCCUUACCCGUCGACAACGGCAUCAUGUCCUGCUCAGAUGUCCCGGCCCGCCGUGAAGGAGGCCGGGCCUGUUGUUUGGACAAAGAGGACGUUGUCUACCGUCAGUCCAUUGGACUGAGCCCUGAACCUUUGACCAAUAACAGCGUCAGUGUAGCUGGCCUGUGCGUCAACUGGAACCAGUACUACACCAGAUGUCAUACUGGAAGCAGCAACCCACACAAAGGUGCCAUCAAUUUUGAUAACAUUGCCUAUGCCUGGAUUGUCAUCUUUCAGGUGAUCACUCUGGAGGGCUGGGUGGAGAUCAUGUACUAUGUCAUGGAUGCUCACUCUUUCUACAACUUUAUCUACUUCAUCCUCUUAAUAAUAGUCGGUUCCUUCUUCAUGAUCAACCUGUGCCUUGUGGUCAUCGCAACCCAGUUUUCAGAGACCAAGCAGCGGGAGCACCAGCUAAUGCAGGAGCAGCGAGCUCGGUGCUCGUCCUCUUCCACGUUGGCCAGCGAGCCGGGAGAUUGCUACGAAGAACUCUUCCAGCUGGUCUGCCACUGCCUCCGCAAGGCCAGGAGGCAAGCUGUUGCCUUUUUUAACAGUUUGCGGGGUAAACCCCGUGGGUUUCGGGGCGUUGGGCGAGGAAGACGAGUAGGGGAUGAGAGGGAGAAGAAGGCCAAUGGAAGGCGAGAACUUGAGAGGAGACGUGUGUCCAGGCCUGGUCAUCUGUGCCCUCAUCAUAAUAAACCAGUCCACGCCUCAUCAGCUGAGCCUGUAGCCCUGACCGCUGCCUCGAAGGGAGACGGUUGUCCUCAGUGUGCUGCAGCACUGGAACGUAGAGACGGAGUGGGAGCCGUCUGUGUCGCUGGCGAUGAAACAGAGGAGGAAGCCGUGGACAAAACCGACAAUGAGGAUAAACAAAAACAAGGAACCAAAGACGAGGACAAAAAACACCCGAAAAGUGCCGAGAACCAUAUAGGAUGUAGUCCAAAGAAACGAUGCAAAGAACUUUGGCAGGACACGAGGAAGAAGCUGUGGGGCAUCGUAGAGAGCAAGUACUUUAACCGAGGCAUCAUGAUGGCCAUCCUUAUCAACACCAUCAGCAUGGGGAUUGAGCACCAUGAGCAGCCGGAGCAGCUCACCAACGUGCUGGAGAUCUGCAACAUCGUCUUCACCAGCAUGUUCUCCAUGGAGAUGAUCCUGAAGCUCACUGCUUUUGGCUCCUUCAGCUACUUGAGGAACCCCUACAACGUGUUUGAUGGCAUCAUCGUCAUCAUAAGCGUUUGUGAGAUUGUCGGCCAGUCGGACGGCGGCCUGUCGGUGCUCAGGACGUUCCGGCUGCUGCGCGUGCUGAAGCUGGUCAGGUUUAUGCCGGCUCUCAGGAGACAGCUGGUUGUCCUCAUGAAGACCAUGGACAACGUGGCCACCUUCUGCAUGCUGCUCAUGCUCUUUAUCUUCAUCUUUAGUAUCCUCGGGAUGCACAUCUUUGGCUGUAAAUUCAGUCUGAAGACAGAAACUGGGGAUACAGUCCCAGACAGGAAGAACUUUGACUCCCUGCUCUGGGCUAUCGUCACCGUUUUCCAGAUUCUGACCCAGGAGGAUUGGAACGCCGUCUUGUACAACGGCAUGGCAGCCACCUCACCGCUCGCCGCUCUUUACUUCGUGGCGCUCAUGACCUUUGGAAACUACGUCCUCUUCAAUCUGCUGGUGGCCAUUCUGGUCGAAGGGUUUCAGGCGGAGGGCGAUGCGAAUCGCUCCUACUCCGACGACGACCGCUCGUCCUCCAACUAUGAUGAGAGUGAGAAACGAGACUCCAUUAAGCUGUCUGAUCCAAGGAUUUGUACUCUGACGCCAAACGGUCACCUGGAGCUCGGGGCCCUGUUGGGCUCCAGGGGGUCCUACUCCUCGGAGAAGCGCAGCUUCACCAACGAGUCGAGGAAGAGCAGCUUGAUGAGCCUCGGGCGGAGCAGCCUGGAGAGACGCUCCCUUUCUCUGCGCCAUGGUCGCAGUUCCAACUACCACAACUGGGGGCGACCUUUUCCUCCACAGUCUGGAUGGAGUCGCAGGUCCAGCUCCAACAGCCUUGGUAGGCGGACAUAUGGUUUCAGUGGGGCGCCCCCUGUUGGCGGGAGCCUGCGUGUGCACAGCACCCGUUCCCCCUACUCCUACCACCACUCUUCGGAGCAGGAGUCCCUUCUCUCGCACCCUCUCCACUCGCAUCACUCCCAUCAUCCCCUGCCGCCCCCGAUGUUCCUCUCCAGACAUUUCGGAGGAAGACGGGAUCGGCGGGCUCUUUCCCUGGAACUCCCGGAACUGCUCCGGACGGGCGGACAAGCUCCGGCACCGCCGCCCGUUCACAUCCCCGACCACGGGAGAAAGAAUGGGUCCGGGACGGCGGGCUCGCUCACCGGGGGCUCGGGACCCGGCAGCGGUCUGGGAGCGGACCACCGUGACUGCAACGGCAAGGCUUCGGGUCACCACAACCAUCUGAUGACCGAUGUCUUCCCUCAAGUCAAUGCGCGCAAGGACAGAGCAGAUCUAGACGAAGAAAUAGACUAUAGUUGGUGCUUCCGUAUCCAGAAGAUGAUGGAGGUUUACAAGCCAGACUGGUGUGAGACUAGAGAGGACUGGUCUGUCUACAUGUUCUCUCCUCAAAACAAAUUCAGGAUUCUCUGUCAGUCCAUCAUUGCUCAUAAGCUCUUUGAUUACGUGGUCCUGGUUUUUAUCUUCCUCAACUGCAUCACAGUGGCUCUGGAGAGGCCUAAGAUACUUCAAGGAAGCCUGGAAAGACUGUUACUCACCCUUUCAAACUACAUCUUUACGGCCAUCUUUGUCGCAGAGAUGACGCUCAAGGUUGUGUCCAUGGGCCUGUACCUGGGAGAGACGGCGUAUCUGAGGAGCAGCUGGAACAUCCUGGACGGUUUCCUGGUCUUUGUGUCUCUCAUUGAUAUUGUCGUGUCAAUGGCAGGAGGCGCUAAGAUCCUGGGAGUCCUGCGCGUUCUCCGGUUGCUCAGGACGUUACGGCCUCUCAGGGUUAUCAGCAGGGCUCCAGGGCUGAAGCUGGUGGUGGAGACGCUAAUUACUUCCCUCAAACCCAUCGGAAACAUUGUUCUCAUCUGCUGUGCCUUUUUCAUCAUCUUUGGCAUUCUCGGAGUUCAGCUCUUCAAAGGCAAGUUUUACUACUGCGUGGGUUCAGACGUGAAGAACAUCACGAAUAAAACGGACUGCAUCAGAGCCAGUUACCGAUGGGUUCACCACAAGUACAACUUUGACAACCUUGGACAGGCUCUCAUGUCGCUGUUUGUUCUAGCAUCAAAAGACGGCUGGGUUAACAUCAUGUACCACGGACUGGACGCAGUGGGGAUUGACCAGCAGCCGUUGACCAACAACAAUCCGUGGAUGCUGCUCUACUUCAUCUCGUUCCUCCUGAUCGUCAGCUUCUUCGUCCUCAAUAUGUUCGUGGGCGUGGUGGUGGAGAACUUCCACAAGUGUCGGCAGCACCAGGAAGUGGAGGAGGCGAGGCGCAGGGAGGAGAAGCGCCAGCGUCGCAUGGAAAAGAAGAGGAGAAAAGCCCAGAAACUGCCUUACUAUUCUUCCUACGGCCGUACCAGGCUGGCCAUCCAUGCUCUGUGUACUAGCCACUACCUGGACCUCGUGAUCACCUUCAUCAUAUGCAUUAACGUCAUCACCAUGUCCCUGGAGCACUACAGCCAGCCACAGUCGCUUGAGACCGCUCUGAAGUAUUGCAACUACUUCUUCACCUCCACCUUUGUCAUCGAGGCGUCUCUCAAGCUAGUGGCCUUCGGCUUCCGCCGCUUCUUCAAGGACAGGUGGAAUCAGCUGGACUUGGCUAUUGUUCUGCUGUCGGUGAUGGGCAUCACUCUGGAGGAGAUCGAGAUCAAUGCCUCCCUUCCCAUCAACCCCACCAUCAUCAGGAUCAUGAGGGUGCUCCGGAUAGCGCGAGUGCUGAAAUUACUGAAAAUGGCAACCGGCAUGAGGGCCCUGCUGGACACAGUGGUCCAGGCUCUUCCUCAGGUGGGAAAUCUAGGCUUGCUCUUCAUGUUGCUGUUUUUCAUCUACGCUGCUCUUGGAGUGGAGCUUUUUGGCGAGCUCGUGUGUAACGCCGACUACCCUUGUGAGGGAAUGAGCCGCCACGCCACAUUUGAAAACUUUGGAAUGGCUUUUCUUACACUCUUCCAAGUAUCAACAGGUGACAACUGGAAUGGCAUCAUGAAGGACACUCUGAGGGAGUGCCCACAACAUCUCCCCGGCACCGACUACGGCUGCCACGCCGGGCUGCAGUUCAUCUCCCCGCUGUACUUCGUGUCGUUCGUGCUCACGGCUCAGUUCGUCCUGAUAAACGUGGUCGUCGCCGUGCUCAUGAAGCACUUGGACGACUCCAACAAGGAGGCGCAGGAGGACGCGGAGAUGGACGCGGAAAUUGAACUGGAGCUGGCUCAGGGGGGCCUCUGCUGCAUGAUGGGAAACAUCGGCGCCAUCGCCGGGGCAACAGGCGGGGCAGGCAUGGGGGUGGCUGUCGGGAGUCAAGGCGGCGGAAUAACGGCGCCACUUCAAGACGGAGCAGGAGGAGGAGGAGGCGGCUCGGCUCACGACGGACACGCCCACCCGCGAUGUCGGCUCUACUCGCCGUCCCAAGAGAGCCAGUGGCUGGACAGUGUGUCUCUGCUGAUUAAGGACUCUUUGGAAGGGGACAUGAUCGACAACCUCUCUGGGUCCGUUUUUCACCACUACUGCUCUUCUCCCGUCUGCAAGGACUGCAAGAGUCACCCGCAAGAGAUCCGACUGGCAGAGGUGGAGCAGGCAUCGCUGAUGUCAGAACAGCUGUCAGACAAAUCCUCAUCUCCAGCGUUACCCGAUGACCUCAGCCUGGAUGAACACAGCAGCUACCAGCUGCUUGUCAGAGACAGUCAGAGGGGCAGCAGUGACUCCCACAGCUCAGAGGAGUUGCUCAUGCAGGGAGGCUGGAGGAGACCUUACCCCUCUAGUUCACGAAGCGAAGAGUUCCUCCAUCCACCUCUUAAUCCUUCUUCUCUGGAGCAGCAAACCUCAGCACAUGAAAAAGGAGGCGUUGAAAACACACACAGCGCAGCUGCUGAUGUGGCUUCGCCCGUGUUUCAGCUCCCAGCAGACUUUUUCCACCCAGCCGCCGCAGCGCAUUCAGACGGUCACGGGGACAGCAUGAAGCCGAGGGACGUGGACCCGUCCCGGCUGGCGUCCCCCGCCUCCUGGGCCUCUCUACGCUCCCCCGGAGCCAACGGCAGGCCUCUGAGCUCUCAGCAUCCAUCGCAUAGCGACUCGUCCUUGGCCACGGGCAGUUCAGAUGGCAGCCUGCAGGCCGCGCCGGAUGAAGGGCUCGGCUUUGACGUGUGCCCACCUCGACAUCUGCAUCUCCCCGUGCCCGUCCUCCGCCCGGUCCCCGCCGUUGCGUUGCCCCCUAAAGAACAUCCCACGGCGGACCGGGAGCAGCCACCGCAGAGCGGACGGAGUUCUGCCACUCGGAGGAAACAGAGAAGCCACAGCAGCGGCGGUGGAAGCAGCGGCCCCGGCUGCCCCCAACAGGACUGCAUGGACCCUUCAGAUGAAGAGGCGGGCACAGGGACUGGAAGGGACGGCUGCCACCAGGCCCUCUGCAGCAAACACUUCUCAGAAACGCUCAACAGUCUGUCCCUCACGUCGCUGCUCGCCCCGGGCUCUCUGGCGCCCACGGCGAUGAAGAAAUGCAACAGCACGGGAUCGAUAGUCCGCUCAAACCCGUCCGCCCGAGGCAAAGACGGCCGGCACACGUGCGCCGUAGAUCCACCCGGGUUCUCGUCCAGUCCUUGGAUGGAGGGGAGGGGAAAAGCGCCGCUGGAGGACAGUAACGCGAUGGAGAGCAGCGCUCGGCACGUCAACACAAGCAGCAGGAAAACAAGAUGAAACGCAUGUUGGUCUUCUGUCGCCGAACAGUGAAAUCCUCUGCGUUUGUGGUGUUUGAACGUAGCAGGAGGAGACUUCUCAACACGUGUCCUUUGUUCAGUGCUCUGUUGUACUCUGUUGGGAUCAGUCAUUUCUUUAAAAGAUGCUUAAUUCUUUCCUUUUUGCACAGGAGAUGGUUACUUUGUGACAGGUUUUAGCAGUAAUUACAAGUUGACUCACUUUGUCUUUUUUUUUGUCAUAACCAUGAUUUGGCUUUGAACUUUGCCAGUCUUGGGGUUUUUAUGGAAGAAGCAUUUAGAGAGCACAGGUCUGAAGUUUGCAGUGAUUACUCUGAUGACGUUCAAUUACAGGAGACGGGGACCCACUGACCCUGUGUGCCCACAGCCUUUGUGCAAAAACAAAACAGUCUUACGUGACUGCAGACGACCUCUGAAGCUCCUUUUUGAAGAAACACUGAACUUUGUACAGCUAGUCCUUUAGUUUUUUGUUUUUUUUAUAUAUCCAUGGAUAACAGUAGCAUCCCCUUUUUUUCCAAUCUUUGGUGAAUUUCAUAGAUUAAAACAGACUUUGUAUUUUUAUUUUUUAGACUAUUAUUAUUAUUAUUAUUAUUAUUAUUAUUAUUAUUAUUAUUAUUAUUAUUAUCAUUAGUUCAUUUGUUAAUUUGGAAGACUCACCCAUCAGCCUCCGUUUGUGGGAACCAGGGAGAGGACAGAAAUAUCAAGGAGUCUCUGACUUGACAAAGGGACUCUUGUUGAAAAGAAUCCAUGAAUGCUGCUGAGAAUUAAAGUGAGGAGUAGGUCGGAGCAUUGUUCACUUUAACAAAGGGAACCAUUUUUACUUUUCAAGUGCAUAUGAAGGGCUAUAAUGUACUGAGGGCAAACCUGGGCUAAAUACUAUGGCUAUUAUUCAGUUUUAUUAGAAAAUAGUAUCAGGGCACCUCCAUUGACCUGAAAGACCUCACGACUUUAGACAUGGAAAAUGUAGGCAAUAGUUGUUUCCAUACUAAAUAUUUUAAACCUCCAAAAUAUAUUUCAAAAGAGUAAGCAACCUUAGAGGUGAGAUAAUCACUUUUAUAUCAGAAUAAUGAAUACUUUUGCAGUCUCUGCGAGAAGACAGCAGGUCCUUGUUAGCUGUUGGGGCGAGUCUUUGGAUGGGCUUAGAGGGAUCUGGUUUAAGCCAGUCUGACCAGUUUAGCUAAAGCACAGCCUUCAUUAACACAGUUUUCUUUGCUUUUGGGGAUUUUCUUAGUGGGUUUUCUUGAGCGUCUUAAUUGGCAGGGUGCUCCACAGUUUGCGCCUUUGCUCUUUCGCACUUCUGCAGUUCAGUUUGUUUCAUACGUCGCUUUGGACACGUUGUUGGUACCCGACUGUCCGUCAGUUCAUAGCAGCCGUAGGGAAUUUUCAUACCCGCAUUGGUAAGAAGGGAGUCCAAAUAAUUUUUGUUAACAUCUAUUCAUAGUCUACCACAAAGGAAAGAAGUUGUGAUUUCAACUGAGAGAACGAAUUGCCAUAGAGGCAAACUGAUCCAAAGUGUUUUUUGUUGUUUGUCUUUUUGUUUUUUAGCAGGGCUAAUAUCUAGCUUAUUGCCUUGGAAACACUAUUGAUUCUUUGAGUUGCAAAGACACAUAUCUAACAAAUUUCUGAAUAGAACGGUAACUUGUUUCUCCGCCAUUAGCACAUUUAACAGCACGUGAAUGAGGAUGGCUGACAGCACUAAGACCCUUCCCUUCACUCUGAUUGGUUGUUUUUGACCCAGAGCAGCACAUCUCUUCAAACGGUAACGGUUCUUAAAAGGAUCAAAAACCGCAGCUUCUUUACGCCAUCGACCACAUAGAUUUCCUUUAAAAUCUAUGUGGUCGAGUCAGUUUUUUAAAAGUGAGCCCAAAACUUAUUUGACCCAGGUCUGCUUGAGUGUAGCACGACUUUAGAAAACAGCAUAGCAAGCAAUGUUGGUUAAAUUGGUGUUGUAUGUUUAUCUUUGUGCACUUGUGUUGACUAAAAGUGAUUACAAAUCGUUUCAUACAUGUCACAGUCCAUAAAUAUCCAACCAGAUAGACCUCAGGUGGACAAAUGCACACACACACGAAAAAAAAAAAAUCAUACAUACCAUCACAAAUAUCAUACAAACAC
Messenger RNA from Gambusia affinis (western mosquitofish), 9955 nucleotides. Its product is annotated as voltage-dependent T-type calcium channel subunit alpha-1I-like. Gene Ontology annotation, biological process: neuronal action potential; calcium ion transmembrane transport; membrane depolarization during action potential. Gene Ontology annotation, cellular component: neuron projection; voltage-gated sodium channel complex; plasma membrane. Gene Ontology annotation, molecular function: low voltage-gated calcium channel activity; voltage-gated sodium channel activity. The coding region runs from base 942 to 7826 and encodes 2294 amino acids. The transcript has 38 exons. The record is from RefSeq and is a predicted model, not a curated record. Lineage: Eukaryota; Metazoa; Chordata; Actinopteri; Cyprinodontiformes; Poeciliidae.